AUGACCGCAGCAGUGACCUCAACAAAUCAAUUGCUAAGGAAGGAGAAGAAAAAGCAGAGCAAACAAGACAGAAGUAAGAUACUUUCAGAAAAAAGAAAAGACAGAAGGAAGAUGGUCGACGCCGCUGCCGCAGCCCCCCUCCUCACCCCCUACAGGAUGGGGAGAUUCGAGCUCUCCCACAGGGUAGUUCUUGCACCACUGACAAGGGAGCGAUCCUAUGGAAAUGUUCCUCAGCCGCAUGCCAUACAGUAUUAUCAACAGAGAACAACCAAAGGGGGCCUUUUGAUUGCUGAGGCCACUGGAGUUUCAGAGACCGCUCAAGGGUACAAAGAUACUCCUGGCAUUUGGACAAAGAAGCAGGUAGAAGCAUGGAAGCCGAUCGUGAGUGGGGUUCGUGGGAAAGGAGGAGUAUUUUUCUGUCAGAUUUGGCACGUAGGAAGAGUCUCUAAUCAUACGUUUCAGCCUAAUGGGCAGGCUCCAAUUUCGAGCACCGAUAAGCCACUCAAACCUGUAGCGAGAGCAAAUGGCAUAGAUGUGGCUACAUUGUCAACUCCUAGGAGACUAGAGACUGAUGAAAUCCCUUCGAUCAUUGACGAUUUCAGGGUUGCUGCUAGAAAUGCAAUUGAAGCUGGAUUUGAUGGUGUUGAAAUUCAUGGAGCUCAUGGUUAUUUGAUUGAUCAGUUCUUAAAGGACCAAGUCAAUGAUCGUACCGACAAAUAUGGUGGGAGCUUAGAGAAUCGUUGCCGGUUUGCGUUGGAAGUAGUCCAGGCUGUGGUUGAGGAAAUUGGAGCUGAUAAGGUUGGGAUAAGGCUCUCACCCUUUGCAAAUUACUCAGAUGCAUCAGACUCAAACCCAGAAGCUCUAGGCCUAUACAUGGCGCAUGCGCUUAACAAAUUUGGAAUUCUCUAUUGUCACAUGGUGGAACCACGGAUGGUGAAAAUUGGUGAAAAGUUUGAAUCUCCCCAUAGUCUUCGCCCCAUAAGGGAUGCUUUUAAGGGAACCUUUAUCGUAGCUGGUGGGUAUGGAAGGGAUGAUGGAAAUAAAGCAAUCUCUGAUAGCUAUGCGGAUUUGGUUGCAUAUGGGCGCUUGUUUUUAUCCAAUCCUGACUUACCCCGGAGGUUUGAGAUGGAUGCUCCUCUCAACAAGUACAUUAGAGAAACUUUCUACAUCUCCGAUCCAGUUAUCGGAUACACUGACUACCCGUUUCUGCCAUCCAAUGUCUAAUUGGACCUUUCAGGAGUGAGCUCUCCCUCCUCUCAUAGGAGCAUCUACCAUGUGAACGGUAGUAUUAAAGGAAUAAGAUCGCCGGUUUCAAUGCUCAUGUGUAUGGACAUAGUAUGGAUAAAAUGUAUGCAAUUUAAGAAUUUCAUGUGGGAAGUGAAAAACUAAA
Lolium rigidum is the source of this 1390-nucleotide messenger RNA. Its product is annotated as putative 12-oxophytodienoate reductase 11. NCBI's taxonomy places the organism in Eukaryota, Viridiplantae, Streptophyta, Magnoliopsida, Poales, Poaceae. The record is from RefSeq and is a predicted model, not a curated record. Gene Ontology annotation, molecular function: oxidoreductase activity; FMN binding. The transcript is spliced from 6 exons. Bases 1 to 1224 code for a protein of 407 amino acids.